AUGCCUGAAACCAGGACCGGACGCAGACGACGCUCGAGCAGCAUCAUCUAUCAAGAGCCGCAGGAGUCCAUCGAGCAUACGAGCGACCAAGCUGCAUUGCCCAACUUGAACGCCAACUGGGUCAACGCGAAGGGCGCCUGGACCAUCCACUUCGUCCUCAUCAUCGCUCUCAAGAUCUUCUACGACAUCAUCCCUGGCGUCUCCCAAGAAACCUCAUGGACCCUCACCAAUAUCUCUUACAUGUUCGGCUCUUUCCUCAUGUUUCACUGGGUUCGCGGCGUGCCGUUCGAGUUUAAUGCUGGAGCGUAUGACAACCUCAACAUGUGGGAACAGAUCGACAAUGGCGAUCAGUAUACUCCCGCCAAAAAGUUCCUCCUCAGCGUCCCGAUCAUUCUCUUCUUGCUCAGCACCCACUACACACACUACGACCUGACCUAUUUUAUCAUAAACUUCUUGGCAGUCCUGGGUGUGGUGAUUCCCAAGCUUCCGAUUUCCCACCGCAUGCGGAUUGGAUGGUUUGUGGAAGAAAUGGAUGAUUCGUAG
This is a messenger RNA of Uncinocarpus reesii 1704, 543 nucleotides long. Its product is annotated as protein ORM1. Gene Ontology annotation, cellular component: endoplasmic reticulum membrane. The coding region runs from base 1 to 543 and encodes 180 amino acids. Lineage: Eukaryota; Fungi; Ascomycota; Eurotiomycetes; Onygenales; Onygenaceae. The transcript has 3 exons. Gene Ontology annotation, biological process: negative regulation of ceramide biosynthetic process; ceramide metabolic process; intracellular sphingolipid homeostasis. The record is from RefSeq and is a predicted model, not a curated record.